UCUGCGUUGUUGAAUUCGCACCGCCUUCGAAUUCGCUCACAGGUCAAAAUGCAGAUCUUCGUGAAGACCCUGACCGGCAAGACCAUCACCCUGGAGGUGGAGCCCAGUGACACCAUCGAGAACGUGAAGGCCAAGAUCCAAGAUAAGGAAGGCAUCCCCCCUGACCAGCAGAGGCUCAUCUUUGCGGGCAAGCAGCUGGAAGAUGGCCGCACUCUUUCUGAUUACAACAUCCAGAAAGAGUCGACCCUGCACCUGGUCCUGCGUCUGUGGGGUGGCUGUUAAUUAUUCAGUCUUGCAUUCAUAAUGCCCAGUGAUGGCCACUCUGCACUCUAGCUAUUUGCCCCAAUUUAAGAUAGUUUCAGUAAUAGCUGAACUUGUUCAAAAUGUUAAUAAAGGUUUUGUUGCAUGGUAAGAAAAAAAAA
This is a messenger RNA of Kogia breviceps (pygmy sperm whale), 422 nucleotides long. Its product is annotated as ubiquitin. Gene Ontology annotation, biological process: modification-dependent protein catabolic process; protein ubiquitination. Gene Ontology annotation, molecular function: RNA binding; ubiquitin protein ligase binding; protein tag activity. NCBI's taxonomy places the organism in Eukaryota, Metazoa, Chordata, Mammalia, Artiodactyla, Physeteridae. Gene Ontology annotation, cellular component: cytoplasm; nucleus. The record is from RefSeq and is a predicted model, not a curated record.